Prosopis cineraria is the source of this 1416-nucleotide messenger RNA. Its product is annotated as probable aldo-keto reductase 2. Bases 70 to 1098 code for a protein of 342 amino acids. Gene Ontology annotation, cellular component: cytoplasm. The transcript is spliced from 5 exons. The record is from RefSeq and is a predicted model, not a curated record. NCBI's taxonomy places the organism in Eukaryota, Viridiplantae, Streptophyta, Magnoliopsida, Fabales, Fabaceae.
GUAAAAAAGAGUUGGCGCUUCCUCUCCAGAAUUCGCUCACUGUGGUAGCUCUCAUCUUGAUUCUCAGAGAUGGCGAAAGUGGGUAGGAUCAAGCUCGGGUCACAAGGCUUGGAAGUCUCCGCCCAGGGUCUGGGGUGCAUGGGCAUGUCCGCUUUCUACGGGGCUCCGAAACCCGAACCCGACAUGAUCGCCCUCAUCCACCACGCCGUCCAAACCGGUGUCACAUUUCUCGACACUUCCGACAUGUACGGCCCACACACCAACGAAAUCCUUCUUGGAAAGGCAUUGAAAGGAGGUGUGAGAGAGAAGGUUGAACUGGCCACCAAAUUUGGAAUCAUCUUUGCGGACGGGAAGAAAGAGAUCCGUGGCGAUCCUGCAUAUGUGAGAGCGGCUUGUGAGGCGAGCUUGAAGAGACUGGACGUCGAUUGUAUUGAUCUCUACUAUCAGCACCGUGUUGAUACUCGUGUGCCUAUUGAAGUCACGGUUGGGGAACUUAAAAAACUUGUUGAGGAAGGAAAAAUAAAAUACAUUGGAUUGUCAGAGGCCUCAGCUUCGACAAUUAGAAGAGCACAUGCUGUUCAUCCUAUAACAGCCGUGCAAUUGGAGUGGUCCUUAUGGUCAAGGGAUGUGGAGGAAGAAAUUGUUCCAGCCUGCAGGGAACUUGGCAUUGGAAUUGUUGCCUAUAGUCCUCUUGGACGAGGAUUCUUCUCAUCAGGAACAAAGUUAAUUGAGAACCUGACGCAGGAUGAUUUUCGGAAGCAUCUGCCUAGAUUCCAGCCUGAAAACUUGGAGCACAAUAAAACUAUAUUUGAGAGAGUUAAUGAAAUGGCUACUAAAAAGGGAUGCACUCCAUCCCAGCUAGCAUUGGCCUGGGUUCACCAUCAGGGAAAUGAUGUGUGCCCCAUUCCUGGAACCACCAAAAUGGAGAACUUCAAUCAAAAUAUUGGGGCUUUGUCAAUCAAGCUGACACUAGAAGAAAUGGCGCAGCUGGAGUCUUUUGCUGCUGCUGAUGCUGUCAAAGGUGAUAGAUAUGGGACUGGAAUAGCUACGUGGCAGGACUCUGAGACCCCCCCACUUUCUUCUUGGAAAGCUGCAUAAGGCAGUGCAUAUGCUAUGCCUCGUUAAUUACUGGAUGAUGCAACCUUGAACAAACUGGUCUGUCUGAGGUGCACAUGCCUUGCCUUGGAAAGGAGCUCGUUGUAUUGAUCCUCUUAGGUUGUACGGUUUUGUUUCGUUUGAAAGCUUUUUGAAUGAUAUGACAGGUAACUAUGUGUGAAAGCUGUUUGAGUGAUAUGACAGGUAACUGUGUAUGUAUGUCUAAAUAAGCGGAGUCAUCAGACAUUGUGGAAACAGUCACUUGACUCUUAUUGUAGAUGUUGGAAGCAUCGUCUUGGCAAAUUAGCUUGGUUAUGUUUU